Messenger RNA from Thamnophis sirtalis, 3375 nucleotides. The record is from RefSeq and is a predicted model, not a curated record. NCBI's taxonomy places the organism in Eukaryota, Metazoa, Chordata, Lepidosauria, Squamata, Natricidae.
GAAGCGGAAAAGGCGCUGGAGCGGCUGCUGGUCAAGUCGGUUGGGAAGGAAAGCAGCCCUGCCUGGCGGUUGGAGGUGAAUAUAUUUGUAAUUUAUAGGAAAAUAAGCAGAAAUGUACAUCAGGUCAAUUGUUCUUGAAGGUUUUAAGUCUUACGCUCAGAGGACAGAGGUUAAUGAUUUUGACCCUCUAUUCAAUGCUAUUACUGGCUUAAAUGGAAGUGGCAAAUCAAAUAUCCUGGACUCCAUUUGUUUUUUAUUGGGAAUCACCAAUCUGUCACAGGUGAGAGCUUCCAACUUGCAAGAUCUUGUUUACAAAAAUGGGCAGGCUGGAAUUACUAAGGCUUCUGUUUCUAUCACUUUUGAUAAUUUUGAUAAGAAGCAGAGUCCACUAGGAUUUGAGAAUCAUGAUGAGAUAACAGUCACAAGACAGGUGGUGAUUGGAGGCAGAAAUAAAUACUUAAUCAAUGGUGUCAAUGCAAACAAUACCAGAGUACAAGAUCUCUUCUGCUCUGUUGGAUUGAAUGUCAAUAAUCCUCAUUUUCUUAUUAUGCAGGGCCGAAUUACCAAAGUACUCAAUAUGAAGCCUCCAGAGAUAUUGGCUAUGAUUGAAGAAGCAGCUGGCACAAGAAUGUAUGAGUGUAAGAAACUUGCAGCACAAAAAACUAUUGAGAAAAAAGAAGCAAAACUCAAAGAAAUUUGCACGAUUUUAGAGGAAGAAAUCACACCCACUUUGCAAAAACUGAAAGAGGAACGAUCCUCCUAUUUGGAAUACCAAAAAGUUGUGAGAGAGAUAGAACAUCUGAACCGUCUGUAUGUGGCGUAUCAGUUUACAAUAGCUGAAGAAACCAAGGGACAUUCUGCUGAUGUGCUGAAGGAGAUGGAAAACAGCAUUUCAAAACUUCAAGAAGAGAUGACUGAAAAUGGGAAGAAAGUGAAGGAACUUAGCAAAGAAAUAUCAGAGAUGGAAAAGAAAAGGGAUCAAGAAUUUGGUGGUGCGCUCCAUUCUCUAGAGGAAGGUCUUGCCGAGAUUCAGAGAACUGAUACCAAAGUACAAAGUACCCUUGCUAUCAAAAAGCAAAAUUUACAAAGUGAAGAGAAAAAGCGGAAUGAAUUGGUUAAAGCCAUGGAAGAGGAUUCUAAAGCUUUAGCUUUGAAGGAAAAAGAAGUGAAGAAGUUGAGUGAUGCUUUGAGUGUUCUUCAAGAGGAAAACAAUAAAGACACUCAGGCUCUGGUUGCAGCACAGCAGCAUUUCAAUGCAGUGUCAGUUGGACUGUCCAGCAGUGAAGAUGGGGAAGAUGCUACUCUUGCUGGACAGAUGAUGACUUGCAAGAAUGACAUAAGCAAAGCAGAGACAGAAGCAAAACAAGCUCAGAUGAAACUGAAACACGCGCAGCAAGAGCUAAAGACUAAACAAAAUGAAGUAAAAAAAAUGGAUGGUGGCUACAAGAAAGAUCAAGAAUCCUUUGAAGCAGCUGAGAAGCAGAAAGAGAAACUUGAACACGAAAUGAAGGAGCUCAACUAUGAAGAUAAAAAAGAAGAACGUCUUUUAGAAAAGCAAAAGGAGUUAUCCCGUGUGGUAAAUCGUUUGAGGGAAUCCUAUGAAACUUUCCUGGCCAGGUUCCCCAAUCUACGCUUUGAUUACAGAAAUCCAGAAACAAACUGGAAUGCAGAUCGUGUGAAAGGACUGGUUGCGUCUUUGAUUACUGUGAAAGAUGUUUCUACAGCAACAGCACUAGAAGUAGUGGCUGGUGGUCGACUUUAUAAUGUUGUGGUGGACACUGAGGUUACUGGAAAAAAGCUGUUAGAAAAAGGGGAACUGAAACGUCGAUAUACUAUUAUUCCACUGAAUAAAAUUUCAUCAAGAUGUAUUGGAAAAGAAACUAUCAAAGUGGCCAAAACCUUGGUUGGUGAUAACAAUGUUAAUCUGGCCCUUAGCCUGGUGGGCUAUGAUUCUGAAAUCCAAAAGGCAAUGGAGUAUGUCUUUGGGCAGGCCUUGGUUUGCGAUAACAUGGAUAAUGCCAAGAGAGUCACCUUUGACAAAAGGAUAAUGACAAAAACAGUCACUCUAGGUGGAGACACGUUUGAUCCUCAGGGCACACUGAGUGGAGGUGCCCGGUCUCAGGCUGCUUCAGUUUUGUCCAAACUUCAAGAAAUGAAAGAAGUGCAAGAUGAAUUGAAAGCAAAAGAGGCUGAGCUACAGGCGACGGGAAAAGAGAUAGCAAGUCUACAGGUGACUCUUGAAAAGUAUCAUCAACUGAAGCAACAAUGGGAAAUGAAAUCUGAAGAAGCUGACCUCUUACAAACCAAGUUACAGCAAAGCACUUAUCACAAGCAUCAGGAAGAACUGGAUGCCCUGAAAAAAACCAUUGGCCCAGGGGUAAAUGAAGACUUUGGAUCCAUUUUUUCCACCCUUCUGCCAGGAGCCAAUGCUAUGCUGUCACCUCCUGAAGGGCAGUCAGUCCUUGAUGGUUUGGAGUUUAAAGUUGCCCUGGGGAACACUUGGAAGGAGAAUUUAACUGAAUUAAGUGGAGGCCAAAGAUCCCUUGUAGCUUUGUCCUUAAUUUUGGCCAUGCUUCUCUUCAAACCUGCUCCCAUUUACAUCUUGGAUGAAGUGGAUGCCGCCCUUGAUCUUUCACAUACUCAGAAUAUUGGGCAGAUGCUUCGGACCCAUUUCAGACACUCUCAGUUUAUUGUAGUUUCAUUGAAGGAUGGUAUGUUCAACAAUGCAAAUGUAUUGUACAAGACCAAAUUUUUGGAUGGUGUUUCUACCGUGGCACGAUAUACACAGGCUCAGAAUGGAAAUAAUGGAGCUGCACAACAAAGAGCCGAUAAACUAAGCAAGAAAGAAAAGAGACUAAAAAUACCAGUGGAUGCUUGAAAAAUAUUUGUAGCUUGGUGGUUCGCUUAUAUUUUUAAAGAGAAAAUGGGAUGCAAUUAAAAUAUAGAAAUGCCUCUUCGUUAGCAUAGCAAUAUCAAUGUAUUAUCUCUAUAGAGCAUUGAGAUUCUCUGUACUCAACAUCUUGAGGUACAGAAGGGUUAAUCUGUAAAUGCAGCUAUUUUUCUUAAUCUAGAUUAGAAAUAUUUUAAAGACUUGUAAAUAUCUCUUCUAUUUUUUUUUCUCAUUACAAAAAAGCUUGCACUUGUUUAAGAAACAAAAUCAUCCCCAUAAAAUUUACCUGUUUCCAUAAAGCAAACUACUUAUUGGCCAGGAAUGCACAACCAUAUAAAAAUAAAUACUACAUAACCAGAAGAUUAUAAAAUUGUGUACUACUAUGUAACAUUGACUCUGAGUUCUGUGCUCUUGUUUUAAAUUUAAAUGUGUGAUUUUGUAUAGCAGCAAAAUCUGUCCUUAUAUAUUUGUAUUAGUAAUAAAAU